Messenger RNA from Colletotrichum truncatum, 1389 nucleotides. RefSeq names its product Nicotinate phosphoribosyltransferase. NCBI's taxonomy places the organism in Eukaryota, Fungi, Ascomycota, Sordariomycetes, Glomerellales, Glomerellaceae. Gene Ontology annotation, cellular component: cytosol. Gene Ontology annotation, molecular function: nicotinate phosphoribosyltransferase activity. The record is from RefSeq and is a predicted model, not a curated record. Gene Ontology annotation, biological process: NAD+ biosynthetic process via the salvage pathway.
AUGGAUUUCAACAGUUCAUCGCCCUUCCCUGAGGGCGUCAUAUCCUUCCUGGAUACUGAUCUCUACAAGUUGACGAUGCAAUGCGCCGUCUUCAAGUUCUUCAAGGAUGUCCCCGUCACCUAUGCCUUUACGAAUCGCACUCCCGAGAAGAAACUGUCGAGAACCGCCUUCAAAUGGCUGCAGGAACAGAUCCAAAAACUCGGCAACAUCUCCCUCUCCGACGAAGAGUACCGCUUCCUCAAGACUCACUGCACAUACCUGACCGACGAGUACAUCAACUUCCUCAAGGAGUUCCGCCUGCACCCGCGCGAGCAGGCCGUCGCGACCUUCACCACCAUCGGCGAGGACACAGGCGCCGACUCCGACAUUGGUGACCUGCACGUCGAGAUCAAGGGAACAUGGCUCGAGACCAUUCUCUACGAGAUUCCCCUGCUCGCCCUUACCUCCGAGGCCUACUUCCGCUUCAUGGACACCGAUUGGAGCUACGAGGGCCAGGAGGAGCAGGCCUUCGGCAAGGGCAUGCGCCUCCUGGAGGCCGGCUGCACCUUUUCCGAGUUCGGAACCCGCAGGCGCCGCGACUACCACACCCAGGCACUCGUCUUCCGCGGAUUGGUCAAGGCCAGCAAGGAGGCCGAGAAGAAGGGUCUGCCGGGUAAGCUCACCGGAACCAGCAACGUCCACCUGGCCAUGCGCUUCAACAUCCCCCCCGUCGGCACCGUCGCCCACGAGUGGUUCAUGGGAAUUGCUGCGAUCCACAACGAUUACAAGGCCGCGACGGAGCUUGCGCUGCGUUACUGGGUGGGCUGCUUCGGAGGCAAGCUCGGCAUUGCCCUGACCGACACCUUUGGCACGCAGGAUUUCCUGAGGGCCUUCAGCCAACCUGUCCACCCCAUCGACGGCGACGAGAGCAAGUUCAGAAAGGCCGACGGCACGCUCCAGACGUACGCCGAGCUGUUCCAGGGCGUCAGACAAGAUUCCGGCGAUCCGGCAGACUACGUCAAGAUGCUGCGCGAAUACUACGACGGCCAGGGCAUCAAGGAGAAGAAGACGAUGGUCUUUUCCGACUCGCUCAACAUUGAGAGGUGUCUCGAGUACAAGGCCAUCUCCGAGGCCGCAGGCUUCGUCCCGACGUUCGGUGUGGGCACCUUCCUCACCAACGACUUCACCCACCUCAAGACCGGUACCAAGUCUGUGCCGCUGAACAUUGUCAUCAAGCUGAGCUCCGCCAACGGAAGGCCAGCGAUCAAGAUUAGCGACAAUGCCGGCAAGAACACCGGUGACAAGGAAACCGUGCAAAAGGUCAAGAGCGAGCUCGGAUACGUCGAGAAGGAGUGGAAGGGCGGCGACGAGACGCAGAGAUGGGGAAAAGAGGGCGAUAGCAAGGCAUAG